AUGGCACUCGCGUUGGUGGUGGUGGUGACGGUGGCGGAGCUCCACCACCCAGUGGCAAUAGGGCGUGCCUCACACGGAGGAGGCCGCGAGCACCUUCUCUGCCAGGACCUCAUCGCUUCCGUCUGGUCCGUCCUCACCCGCGCCCAGUCAGAGUUCUCCUCCUCCGACACUGCAUUAAUGCUGGUGUUAGUGGUGGUAGAAGCAACUCCGAGUUCUUCUCCUCCGGCUCCGGCACCAGUAGAGGUGGAGGAAGAGAGGAGGCUGCGCUGUUCUCGUUACCGUCGUCGAGGGCCGUGGAGAUCCCAAAGAUACGUGCUUUGGGAUCUAGANGCGAAGCUGCGGCAGGUCGCCGCCGACAUAGCGGCGGCGUGCGGUGGCGGCGGCGGCGGCGGCGGCCUCGUGAAGAUGCGGACUGUGGUGAUAGACCUCGCGGGCGACGCCGCCGAGGGCAGGUGGCGGCUGGAGAGGGCGAUCGAGGGGCUGGACGUCGGCGUGCUGGUCAACAACGCCGGCACGACGCACCCCAGCGCGGCGUACGCGCAUGAAAUGCCGGAGGAGGCGUGGCAGAGGAUCGUCAAGGUGAACGUCGAGGCUACCACUUGGGUGGCCCAUACAGUGAUACGAAGGAUGGUGGAGAAGGGAAGAGGUGCUGUUGUAAACAUCGGGUCAGCAUCGGGCACGGCACUACCAUCGUUUCCUUUUCAUGCAAUUUAUUCCGCCACAAAAGCGUACGUAGACCAGCUUUCCAAAAGCCUAAACGUGGAGUACAAAGAUAAAGGGAUUGAUGUGCAAUGCCAGAUUCCGUUUUACGUUGCUACGAAGAUGAUCUCAGCGAAGGGAUCUUCUUCGCUCCUGAUCCCAUCACCUGAUCAGUUUGCCGCAGCUGCGGUGCGCUGGAUUGGCUACGAGUCGAUAUGCGCUCCGUACUGGCCUCACACCGUGCAGUGGUUUUUCGCCUCCUUAUUUCCUGAUUUCGUUCUCAAUGCAUGGCGCCUGCAUGUGGGGAUUCGGAAGAGAAACGAAUCGAUAGCGCUUCUCGACGGUUAAGAUUUAACAGAUACAUUUAGCUUUCUCAAAACGAAAAGUCGACACAGUACUGUAUAUAUAUAUAUAUUUAUAUUUAAUUAGUAUCUAUUGUAAUAAUAUAUUAUGUAAAUGAUCUUCGUACUUCCAUUUUGUUUUCGAUGAUGAGUCUUUUAAAAUAGACGGUUUAUUUAGAAUAUUCAAAAUUUCUGUACUUAAA
This is a messenger RNA of Ananas comosus (pineapple), 1243 nucleotides long. RefSeq names its product very-long-chain 3-oxoacyl-CoA reductase-like protein At1g24470. Gene Ontology annotation, molecular function: ketoreductase activity. Gene Ontology annotation, cellular component: endoplasmic reticulum. Lineage: Eukaryota; Viridiplantae; Streptophyta; Magnoliopsida; Poales; Bromeliaceae. The transcript is spliced from 6 exons. Bases 1 to 1047 code for a protein of 348 amino acids. The record is from RefSeq and is a predicted model, not a curated record.